Linum tenue is the source of this 1419-nucleotide messenger RNA. The record is from the annotation of a GenBank genome assembly. Lineage: Eukaryota; Viridiplantae; Streptophyta; Magnoliopsida; Malpighiales; Linaceae.
GACCGAAAUGCCCUUCCCCUUUCUUUGCCGCUGCAUAAACGCCCUAGCCCCGACCCUGAGCGUGGGAAAAAGAGGGCGGUGAGAUUUUGAGUGAAAUUAGGGUUUAGCAGAGGUGGAGAAAGAGAAGGAAACCGGCGAGAAUAGAAGAAGUAGCGUCAGCGGGGAAUCGGAGCGAUGAGCAGAAGCUUGGGCAUACCGGUUAAGCUACUCCAUGAGGCCUCCGGCCACAUCGUGACGGUGGAGCUGAAAAGCGGCGAGCUUUACAGAGGGAGCAUGUUGGAGUGCGAAGACAACUGGAACUGCCAGCUCGAGAGCAUUACUUACACCGCUAAGCAUAGAUAGUGGAAUCCACGAGUUAUGUUGCUACUGUUCUAGCAUAUCCGGAGCUAGUCAACAUUGUUCAGUGACUGUAUGGUGGUGGUUUCUUCCAUAGCCUUAAAGUAGGGUAUUCCAUGCCUGCUAGCUCUUAUAGUCACAUGUGAUUAUUGGCACUUUGAGAUUAUAGGGUAUUCCAUAGUUUACAUUGCCUUUGCAGUUUGUUCAGUUCAAGGACCUGUGCGGCGUUUGGAAUCUAAUCAUUGCAGUGAUAAUGAACCUAGAUAGUCGUCCUUUAGACUGAAGCAAGAAACACUGAUGGACUUAGAUAAUCGUCGUAUACUGAAGCAACAAUGACGGACCUAGAUAAUCGUCUGUAGGUUGAACCAAACAUAAGGGGCCUAGAUAGAUAAUGGUCUCUUAUUUGUUUCCUUCUUCUGUACUCUGGGCUUUCUGUUUGUUGCUAACCUUUACAAGGGCACUCUGUAGGAUGGCAAGGUUUCACAGCUUGAGCAUGUUUUCAUCAGAGGCAGUAAAGUCAGGUUUAUGGUCAUACCAGAUAUGCUAAAGAAUGCUCCUAUGUUCAAGCGUCUAGAUGCUAGAAUCAAGGGCAAGAGUGCGUCACUUGGAGUCGGGAGAGGAAGAUCUGUCGCAAUGCGAGCUAAGGCUCAGGCUGCUGCUGGUGGCCGUGGAGGACCUGGGAGGGGUGUUGUGCCACCUGUUAGGAGAUAAAUCUGCCUUUCUCAUGGAUAAUCUUCAGAUCUUAUUCGCUGUUUUCAUGUUGGUUCAUUUGCGAGCUUCUUCCCUGAAUCCACGAGACGAGAACCAUGAGGGAACCCUGGAAUCUUGAUGCCUUAGAAACUUGAUGUAAAAGCGCUUUUGUACGGCUCUUGAGGAGGGAACUUGAUACGACUUGUUUCCCCUAAUAUGUGGAAUGUAAGUUUUUACCUGGUGUUAUGUAUGUUCCUUUUCCUCUUCUUAUUCUUAUCAUAUUAGACAGCUUUAUGGCUUUAUUCGGAUUUCUGAAUUCAUGUGGCAUGACUUUGCUGUCCACAAUGUCCAAAAAAACUGACCCUAUCCAAUUCCAACCAAAAUUACCUCAGC